Messenger RNA from Zymoseptoria tritici IPO323, 404 nucleotides. RefSeq lists its product as uncharacterized. Lineage: Eukaryota; Fungi; Ascomycota; Dothideomycetes; Mycosphaerellales; Mycosphaerellaceae. The record is from RefSeq and is a predicted model, not a curated record. The transcript has 3 exons. Bases 58 to 294 code for a protein of 78 amino acids.
UCACAAUGCGCCUUUCCACAACGCUUGCGUCGAUCGUGGCGGCUCUUGCCUACGCAAAUGCUAUGGCUGUCAGCCCGCCUGCUGAAGAACUCGCAGUCGCUCAUGAGAAGCGUGAUGCUGAGCCACGACCUCAAGUUGGCAUGGAAGCGCGAAGUAUCUUCGCUCGGGACAAUGGUUGCAGGGGCUGUUACUGUGGAGAGCGGGGCUGUGACGACGACUGUUGCGAGGAUUGGGAUUAGUGCCAAGGCGAUCGUUGCCCAUAACACAGGCGACCAGGAAGUUGGAUCGAGGUGAAGUUGGACAUGGCGCAAUUAUACGAGGGGUAUACGAAUGUGAAGUCCGAAUAGGCUGCCCGCAGCGCUAAAUCCCUCGACUCUCGAGGACCAAUUUGAACACAUUUGAGC